AUGUCAGAAAUCAUAAAUAAAGUUGAUGAUUUAUUGGCAUGGUUGAAGAGAAUUGAUGAUGAAGCAUUGAAGACGUCCAAGAAUUCGUUCAUAUCCCCCAAAAUUGAGGUGAGAGAGAGUAAAGAUUCGUUUAGAGGUCUUUAUGCUGUUGACCAAAUAAAUAGACGUGAAAAACUCAUUAGAAUACCUCCUUCGUAUUUGUUGAACAAAAUUACCGCAAUAUGUCAUAUUACGAAGUUUAAUGAAGAGGUGAAGUUAAAGGAGACCCAUUUCACAAGCAUAACUGUUCCUCAAACUGACCCAGAUGAGUUUACUAAGCUAUAUUCGAAAUUUUCAUUGAGCAUGCUAUUGGCAUUAUCUUCAUUUCAGUUGCUUUCCUUGUUUAUUUGCAUUGAGAAGCAGAGAGGGCAGCGCUCUUUUUGGCAUCCCUUCUUUGGCACUCUUCCAGAAAUGUCCGAUUUCAGACUAUUACCACUCUACUGGGAAGUGUUGAAGGUGGAAAAAUAUCAAAACUUGCUCUCGUUAUUACCUGGACCCGUUAGAACGCAAGCUAACAAAGUUCAUGAGAGAUUCUUAAGUGACUAUCGUACUGUUAAUACAUUCAUUGCAAAUAAUAUUAGUGAUCUGGAUUUGAAGGAUGGUUCGAUAAUCAAGGACAAGCUCCCGGUGGAGUUGUUUCUCUGGGCAUGGUUAUGUAUUAACUCUCGUUGUCUUUACAUGAAAAUAAACGAGAGCAAUAAAGCUGAUGACAGCUUUACCAUGGUUCCUUACGUCGAUUUCCUAAACCACAGUUGUGAUGAUCAUUGCACUCUUAAAGUUGAUGGUUCUGGGUUCCAGGUUUUCACUGGCUCUGGCUAUAGUCCCAAUGAACAGUUAUUUCUAUCUUAUGGACCUCAUUCUAAUGAGUUUUUGCUAUGUGAAUACGGUUUCAUUUUAAGUGAAAAUAAGUGGAAUUUUCUAGAUAUUAGUGGCUAUAUUAUCUCUCGUUUCACACCUAAUCAAAUUGAAUUUUUAAAAGAGGUUGGGUACUAUGAUGAAUACACUUUGAAUUUGGCUUCUGGGGCAUCUUUUCGCACAGAAGUAGCUCUUGCGGUAUUGCAAGAGAGCUUUCCUCAAAAAUCGAGGAAUAUCAAUGCCUUGAUCAAUGGGUAUUCAGAUGGUAAGGUUUAUCAGUCAGGCUCUAAUUCAAUUUUGAAAAAGAUUUUAGAGUCUCUAAUUUUUGAAUGUGAAGCACAUAUCAACUUGGAAUAUAGUGAUACUGAUGGAUCCAUACUAAAUGAGAGACUCAAGAUGAUUGGAAGAUUAUAUUACGACAUGAAACAGAUUGCCAACAAAACAUUACAAGAUCUCUAA
Messenger RNA from Priceomyces carsonii, 1353 nucleotides. RefSeq names its product protein-lysine N-methyltransferase. NCBI's taxonomy places the organism in Eukaryota, Fungi, Ascomycota, Pichiomycetes, Serinales, Debaryomycetaceae. The transcript has a single exon. The record is from RefSeq and is a predicted model, not a curated record. Gene Ontology annotation, biological process: peptidyl-lysine trimethylation; peptidyl-lysine monomethylation. Gene Ontology annotation, molecular function: protein-lysine N-methyltransferase activity; protein binding. The coding region runs from base 1 to 1353 and encodes 450 amino acids.